Messenger RNA from Dermochelys coriacea (leatherback sea turtle), 2426 nucleotides. RefSeq names its product zinc finger protein 879-like. Gene Ontology annotation, cellular component: transcription regulator complex; PcG protein complex. The coding region runs from base 43 to 1755 and encodes 570 amino acids. Gene Ontology annotation, biological process: regulation of transcription by RNA polymerase II. Lineage: Eukaryota; Metazoa; Chordata; Testudines; Dermochelyidae. The record is from RefSeq and is a predicted model, not a curated record. The transcript is spliced from 5 exons. Gene Ontology annotation, molecular function: RNA polymerase II cis-regulatory region sequence-specific DNA binding; DNA-binding transcription factor activity, RNA polymerase II-specific.
GAUGUUUCACACUGGCUGUCUGGUCACCCUAGUGCUGGUAACAUGAGACCAGACAUGCUGCAGGGAGCGGGGUUGAUCGCUAGGACCCGGGAGCGGCUGGGGGGAGGCUCUGGGGGGAGCGAUCGCGGAGCUCAGGCCCGGCCGCGGGAAGUGACUCGCAGCCGCUGCGGCGACUCUGGCUCCCGGCGAGAUCCCCGAGUCCCGGCGGCUGGUGCUGGGAGCCCGGAGCCCUGGCUGCAGCCGGGAGAGGAGAAUCUCCAGCCGGGCCCUUCCCGCGGCUCCCCGGGAGCCUCCCCCAGGGCAGAGCCCCCAGCCCGGCCAGGGCCCCCUUCCCGGCCCGGCCCCUGCCCCGGGGGGCCCCGCUCGGAGGGAAGGCUGAGGAAUCACAUCCACGUUUUGCUCAAGAUCGUCCCGUCUUCCAGGAGACAGGGAAGGGAAAUGUCUGUGAUGGAGCCAGCUCAGAUGCUGGUGACCUUCGAGGAGGUGGCUGUGUAUUUCACCCAGGGGCAGGGGACUCUGCUGGACCCCGCUCAGAGAGCCCUCUACAGGGACGUCAUGCAGGAGAACUACGAGACGGUGACCUUGCUGGGAUUCUCCAUUCCCAAACCUGAGCUGAUCUCCCAUCUGGAACGAGGGGAGGAGCCGUGGGUCCCGGAUCUCCAGGCCUCCGAGGAAAGAGAGAGCCUCGGAGGUGCCCGCACAGGUGAUGAGAGAGUGAGUGAAAACAAGGAGGAGAAUGAUCAUGAGGAAGUUCCCGUGGAAGUGGAACCACAGGGGACCUCUGUGCGAAGAGUUGAAGGGAAUUUUUCCCAGUGCUGGCAACAGGCAGAAGCCUGGGGAAAUUGGCACAGGUCAGAGAGGCUGCAGGGAAACCACCCAAGGAAGAAAGUGGAUGAAUCUAUUAAAUGUGGGGGAGGAGACAAGGAUCCCAUAACCCAGCAGACAAAUUCCAAGGAAGACAAACACUAUGAAUGCCUCAGUUAUGGGGAAGGAUUCAUUCUGAGAUCACAUCAGACAAUCCAUACUGGACAGAAACCACUUCAGUGCUUGGACUGUGGGGAAAGCUUCAAUAAUCGCUCAGCCCUGAAUAACCAUGGGAGAAGCCACAGAAGAGAGAAACCCUCUCAAUGCCUAGAGUGUGGAAAAUGUUUCAUUUGGAAGUCAGAACUAAUUAGACAUCAGCUAAGCCACACAGGAGAAAGACCCCAUAAGUGCUCAGACUGUGGGAAAAGUUUCAAUUGGAAAUCAGUCCUUGUUAAUCAUCAGGCAAUCCACACAGGAGAGAGACCCCAUAAAUGCUUGGAUUGUGGGAAAAGUUUCAGUCGGAGGUCAGUCCUUGUUAAUCAUCAGAGAAUCCACACAGGGGAGAGACCCCACAAAUGCGUGGACUGUGGGAUAAGUUUCACAUGGAGGUCAGACCUUAUUAAUCAUGAGAGAAUCCACACAGGAGAGAGACCCCACAAGUGUUUAGAUUGUGGGAAAAGUUUCACACGGAGGUCAGUCCUUGUUAAACAUCAGGCAACCCACACAGGAGAGAGACCCCAUAAAUGUUUAGACUGUGGGAAAAGUUUCACACGGAUGUCAGACCUUGUUAGACAUCAGUCAAUCCACACAGGAGAGAGACCCCACAAGUGCUUGGACCAUGGGGAAAUUUCACACAGAGAUCACACCUCAUUAAACAUGAGAGAAUCCACACAGGAUCUAAACUUCUCUGACACAGGGACAGAAGGUGUUAAGGAAAUUGCAUGUAAUUGACCUAGAGUCAACCUUUAGAGACAUGCUGGAAAAGUGUGUCCUCGUUAGAUAAACUAGAAAUUCAAAAGGUAAACGUGUAUUGUUAAAGACAUGGAAGAAGAUAGUAACUGAAAUAGUCUUUGUUUAGCUAUAUCUUAGCAAUGGAAAUAAACGGUUCCUGUCUAGGGCUGUAUUCUGUGAAUUCAGAGAUCAAAAGGGAAUAUUAACAUUUAGAUAAAACUUGGUUGUAAUAAUGUCAUUGUUUGUCUCCUGAAAGUUUGCGUAAACUGUCUAUGAACUGCUUUAUGGAGAAUCACCUGAUGUUAAUCCUUGUAAUUAAUUACCAGUGAUCUUUAGGAAAUAGAAGGUUACUUCAAAAGCCAAGGACUGUGUGCUGUCGUGACACUGCAAAGAUGAUCCUUUCUUCUCUGAUCUGCCUGACCUGUAUACGGGGGGGAGUGUGAGUCGGAAGACGGAGAUCUCCAGUCCUAUCUGGACUGCCAUGACAUUGAAAUUGGACAUUGGACUAGAACUUGAUGAAAUGAUUCUGUAAAGGACUCUUUGCAUUUCUAAAGCAUCAUCUCUACAAUGAAACUGAGCUAAGGACUCUAUGCAUGUCUCUAUGUAUAAUGAUCUUUUCACCAGCACACUCUCUCUUUUCUUUUUUUAAUAAAUCUUAGUUGAGUCAAUAA